CCCGGGCGCGGCGCGGCGCGGCGCGGCGCGGCGAUGGGGCGCAUUGAGUGGGCCAUGUGGGCGAACGAGCAGGCGCUGGCGGCCGGCCUGAUUCUGGUGACUGGCGGAAUUGUGGCAGUUUCGGGGCAGUUCAAGAAUUGGGAGUUCGCUGCAUAUUCCAUAGCGGCUGGAGUGUUGAUCUGCCUCCUGGAGUACCCCCGAGGGAAGCGGGAGAAGGGCUCCACUAUAGAGAGAUGCGGCCAGAAGUUCCUCACACCUGUCGUGAAGGUGCUGGGACCCCUCACUAGGAAUUACUACGUUCGGGCCGUCCUAUACGCAGGCCUGGCCGUCCCAACAGGAUUCCUGCUGGCCACGAUCCUCGGCACAGUUUGCCUGGCCAUCGCGAGCGGCAUCUACUUGCUGGCCGCCACGCGUGGGGAAAAAUGGUUUCCCAUCGAAUCCAAGCCGCGGGAGCGAACGCCGCAAGUCGGAGGCACCAUCAAGAACCCGCCGACCAACCCGCCCCCUCGGCCCCCCGCAGAGGCACGCAAGCAGCAAGGCAGCAAGGAGGCCGUCGGCCAGGAGAACCCCAUCGAGGUCAUCACGGAGGAGCAGUGACUGGCUGGGCUGCCCCGCAGAGCGCUCGGCCACGGCUGUUCUGCUGCGCCCGAUGGGCAGCGCUGCCAUUCUGCGGUGGAGCGGCAGAUCUCCCCCUGCUCUGCAAGCCCUGGAGCCUUCCUCCUCGGAUGCUUUCCCAUCGCCUGAUCCCCUCCGCCCACAUCCCCAGCUUCCCCCGGACGCUCCCCCCCAGGCCCGGCGGUCCCCAUGGGUCGUUCGCCUGACGACCAGUCCUGGAGGCUGCCUCCGACUUCCAGCUGGGCUCCCCUUUUCUAGCCUCUUCUUCUGAAUGGGAGCCAUUCCGUGUCCUCUGGGAUUUCUCAUCUUUUUACGUGGUAAUAAAAUGCCCCGUUGGGGAGCCUUUUC
Varanus komodoensis (Komodo dragon) is the source of this 963-nucleotide messenger RNA. RefSeq names its product cytochrome b-245 light chain. Gene Ontology annotation, molecular function: heme binding. The record is from RefSeq and is a predicted model, not a curated record. NCBI's taxonomy places the organism in Eukaryota, Metazoa, Chordata, Lepidosauria, Squamata, Varanidae. The transcript has 6 exons. Gene Ontology annotation, biological process: superoxide anion generation. Gene Ontology annotation, cellular component: NADPH oxidase complex. The coding region runs from base 34 to 597 and encodes 187 amino acids.